Ogataea philodendri is the source of this 333-nucleotide messenger RNA. RefSeq lists its product as uncharacterized. The record is from RefSeq and is a predicted model, not a curated record. NCBI's taxonomy places the organism in Eukaryota, Fungi, Ascomycota, Pichiomycetes, Pichiales, Pichiaceae. The transcript is spliced from 2 exons. The coding region runs from base 1 to 333 and encodes 110 amino acids.
AUGUUCGGCAACGUUGGAUUUAUCGUCCAGAAGCCCGAUCGUAUUGGUUGGUGGAAUAAAAAUCUCCUCUUUGGGACUGGCAUCUGUGCUCAUGGCGAUAAGUCCAUUGCAAUUGGUGACGGUCUUCAAUCUGUCGAGCUCGUAAUACUUCAACGAUGUGACGUCGACAAUAGCAACCAGUUUGUCGUCAAUGUAGUAGCACUCAUGAACAGGUCCUUCAAUUGGAAGUCCUCUGAUGGUGGACAGCUUCUUGGUUCUCCAAGUGUUGAGACGUUCCCAAUACGAUUCCGGUCUCAAUUCGCCAUAUUCCAUGGGGAAAGAAGACUCGCAUAG